This is a messenger RNA of Hevea brasiliensis (rubber tree), 2327 nucleotides long. Its product is annotated as NADPH:adrenodoxin oxidoreductase, mitochondrial. The transcript is spliced from 14 exons. NCBI's taxonomy places the organism in Eukaryota, Viridiplantae, Streptophyta, Magnoliopsida, Malpighiales, Euphorbiaceae. Gene Ontology annotation, molecular function: oxidoreductase activity. The record is from RefSeq and is a predicted model, not a curated record. The coding region runs from base 591 to 2039 and encodes 482 amino acids.
CUUCCCUUCCACAUUUCCCCUUAAACAGACCUACUUCCCCUUACCCACAAAAGCUCCUCCCUCCCUCUCUACAGAGCCCGACACCACUACAAUUCCUCCUUCACCGGUCCAUCUCCCUUCAUCUCCUGAAAUUACCACCCAUUCAAUCACAUAGCGCUGCCUCUAGACCAGCGAGUGUAGAGCUUGAAGCAAGAGAAAUCCCAGCAGCUCUCAGCGAAUUUUCGGUCAAAUCUCCAUCAACGUAGACCCACCACCUAGCUGAACGCCACCAUCUCGACCUCCCACCUUUAGCAGAUCGCGCCCUUCUCCCCCAGCCCUUUCGGUCACGACGCAACACGUUUAACCCAUUACUUUGAAGGUUCACCCCUGUCAAGACCCAUCCUUGGUCCCAAAUUAACCACCCGCACACCAUUGGACCCCGUAGCACCACCGUGCUACCCUCGCCAGUGCCAUAGUUACAGAGUCACGCCGCUAGUUCCAGCUUCACGCCAUUUUCCACAGCUUACACCAGAGUUCUCUCUAUCUGCAACGCCUCUACUUUCUCUAUUCCAAGUCGUCUGUUGUGGCGUGGGAAAAGGGAAGAAGUAGCAAUGUAUCCAGCAAGGACGUGGUUGUCAAGAAGCUUCUCAAAUAUCUCUUCUCAUCCUCUACGCGUUUGCGUAGUUGGUAGCGGACCAGCUGGCUUUUACACUGCUGAAAAAAUGUUGAAGGCUCACCAAGGAGCAGAAGUUGAUAUCAUAGAUCGAUUGCUGACACCAUUUGGAUUAGUACGCUCUGGUGUUGCACCUGAUCAUCCUGAAACAAAGAUUGUGAUAAACCAAUUUACAAGGGUUGUGCAACAUGAACGGUGCUCAUUCUUUGGAAAUGUCACUCUUGGCUCGUCCAUUUCUCUGGCUGAGCUUCGUGAGCUGUAUCAUGUGGUUGUACUUGCCUACGGUGCUGAAAGUGAUAGAGACCUUGGCAUUCCAGGAGAAGAUUUGUCAGGGAUACACUCAGCUAGAGAAUUUGUUUGGUGGUAUAAUGGCCACCCAGAUGGCAAAAACCUGAAUCCUGAUUUGAAGAGCACUGAUACAGCUAUUAUUCUGGGCCAGGGAAAUGUAGCUCUUGAUGUUGCUCGCAUCCUUUUACGACCGACAACAGAAUUGGCAACAACUGAUAUUGCUAGCCAUGCUUUGGCUGCUCUCAAUCAAAGCUCUAUACGGAAAGUUUAUCUAGUUGGAAGACGUGGCCCAGUCCAAGCAGCUUGUACUGCAAAAGAGCUGCGUGAAGUUCUUGGCAUUAAAGAUUUGUAUAUUCACAUCAAGGAGGUUGACUUAUUAAAAAGCUCUGAAGAUGAGGAAGUGUUGAAAAACAAUCGAAUUCAGAGGAGGGUUUAUGAGUUGCUCUCUAAGGCUGCCACCUCAGGAAAUUCCCAUUCCAGUUCUGGGCAAGGAGAACUUCACUUUGUUUUCUUCCGAAAACCUGCUUGUUUUUUGGAUUCAGGAACUGGCCAUGUUGCCGGUGUGCACUUUGAGAAGACUGUGCUUAAAGGUGUUGGCCCUGGAAAACAGGUUGCCGUAGGUACUGGAAAAUUUGAGGACCUCGACUGUGGGAUGGUGCUAAAGAGCAUUGGCUACAAAUCAGUACCAGUUGAUGGUUUACCCUUUGAUCAUCAGAAAGGUGUGGUCCCAAAUGCCAGCGGUCGAGUUCUUACUGAUGCUUUGGGAGAUCAAACAUUGCUUGAAAAGGGCUUGUAUGUGUGCGGGUGGUUGAAGAGAGGACCAACUGGAAUUAUUGCUACAAACCUCUAUUGUGCCAAAGAAACUGUUGCCAGCAUAUCACAAGACCUUGAACAAGGAACGCUUGCAGCCGUGACUAGUUUACCAAAGCCUGGCAGAGAGGGACUCCUUCAGUUACUUGAUGAUAGAAAUGUUAGAAUUGUUCCAUUCAGCGGAUGGGAAAAGAUAGAUUCUGAGGAGAGGAGACUUGGGAGUCUGAGAAACAAGCCUAGAGAAAAAUUAACCACAUGGGAGGACUUGCUGAAAGUUGGCACAGAAUGAUAUGAGUCCCUCUUCAAAGUUCUUUUUCUAUAUACACAAUUGCCUCAAGACCUCACAGUUUCAGAGACAGCUCCAGAACUAUUGAACUAAAGCUUUUUGUUAGAGUUCAUUUUUAUAACUGCAUAAGAUAAAAAGUAAGUUAUAUUUGAUUUCAAUUGUCAGUCCUAUUCUUUGCAGUAUUAUAUUGAGAAUAAUAAUUUUGUUUCUCAUAGGGAAAAUAAUUCUCCUUAACUUGUUGAAACAAUUAUAUCUGUUUUUUUUUACACCAAGAAGGAAUCAUUUAAUCCA